AUGGCCUCGAUGCAACCCGCACCUUUUGACCCAAUGGAUUCCAUGCCGUCAAGCUUGAUGCAGGAUGGCUCGAGUAAACCCGAUACGCCUGACAGCACUAUGCCGACCAAUGGCAUAGGUGCUGGACCAUUACCCACCGACUUUGCAUUCCAACAUGCCCACAACUCGAGCAACACUGUGACCGAAUUCACAAGGAGAAAGAAUUGGACUCAGCGCUUGCUGGAGGAGCUCAAAGACUUGUUGUAUAUCCUAACUCCUGACGGCCGGAUUCUCUACGUUUCGCCCUCGGCCAAGCAAUUGACUGGACACGACCCGAAAGAACUGAUAGACAAAUCAAUAUCUGAUUUUAUACAUCCCGACGACUCCUCCCUUUUCAUUCGCGAAUUCAACGAGAGCAUCGCUACUGGAAACUCUGUUCGCUUCUUCCACAGGUUCCGCGGCACCGAAGACAAAUACCGUAUCUUUGAGUGCCAUGGCCAUCCACAUCUCACCACCGAGAUCACUCAAAUCGCUAUUUCAGGACCGCCUUUGAGUACAGGAUUUUGUCGAGGCUUUUUCAUGAUGGCCCGGCCGUAUCCAACUCGAACAUCUGAGCUCCUGGAUUCGUUCCUGGAGCAUAAGAUUGAAAACUUCAGGCUCCAAGCGAGGAUUGCCGCCCUAAAGCGCGAGGAAGCCGAGGACACGGACGCCCAGCAAGAGCAUUAUCACAAGCAAGCCGCCGGAGUGACCGCCUCGCGAGCGUCAUCAACUUCAGCCGACAUUCCACCCACAUCACCAUCCGCCACAACUACUAGGCCAGAUUUUACCGACUAUGGUGGCAUGCCACCGCCCGCAAAACCAACGGUAUCAAACAUCGCCCUCACCCGCGAGGCUUUGGAUGAGGCCAAUGCGUUUGCUCGCCCAGACUCCAUACGGGACAAAAUGGCCCGAUACGAAGGCUCUUCACACGUCGAUUCCAUUGAAAUGUUAACCGGUCUCCGCUACCGCGAGGGCGAGAGAUCCCAUGGCAUAUCGACUGGUGGCACCUCCCCUGCACUCAUUCGUGGCGAUGCAGGUAUUCACAUUCCAAUUGAAAAAGCCGAUGCACGAUACUCAUACAUCGACAAGAAGCACAAGAAAGUCAAAAGUGCCGAGGAAUACGUUUGCACAGAUUGCGGAACGCUCGAUAGUCCUGAGUGGAGGAAAGGCCCCAACGGUCCGAAGACAUUGUGCAAUGCUUGCGGGCUGCGGUGGGCAAAGAAGGAGAAGAAGAAGCAGGCCGUAACAGAUGGGGUAUCGUCUAGUGCGCCGGGAAAUGCUAGUCCUGCAACAUCCAAGACUGCCGAGACAGGAGCUGCUGACCGAGUGUCGUCGAUUGCAGUAGCGGGAAAUGCCAGUCCUAUGCCGCCUGUAGGCAAGACCAGCGAGAUAGGAGACGCCAAAGCAGCCUCGACGGCGGCGGGAAAUCUUAGCCCUGCGGUAUCCGUGCCGAAGACCACGACCAUCGCUGAGGAAACGGGAAAGGCCAAAGGGGCCGGAUCAAUCGUGGUAGGAAGUGGCGGUCCUACGGUAUCCGCGUCCACAGCUAUCAUCAACGGGAUAGCAGCCACUGAAGUAGCCCUGUCUAAUGCGGUGGCAGGAAAUGACGGUCUAACGGCGACGAUUGCCAGCACUGUCGGCGAUGGCGGCAAUCUACCGUCUUCUGCUGUCAAGCAUGAAACUAGCUAA
Cladophialophora psammophila CBS 110553 is the source of this 1707-nucleotide messenger RNA. RefSeq lists its product as uncharacterized. Bases 1 to 1707 code for a protein of 568 amino acids. Gene Ontology annotation, biological process: regulation of DNA-templated transcription. Lineage: Eukaryota; Fungi; Ascomycota; Eurotiomycetes; Chaetothyriales; Herpotrichiellaceae. The transcript has a single exon. Gene Ontology annotation, molecular function: zinc ion binding; sequence-specific DNA binding. The record is from RefSeq and is a predicted model, not a curated record.